Messenger RNA from Ogataea philodendri, 423 nucleotides. RefSeq lists its product as uncharacterized. The record is from RefSeq and is a predicted model, not a curated record. The transcript has a single exon. Bases 1 to 423 code for a protein of 140 amino acids. NCBI's taxonomy places the organism in Eukaryota, Fungi, Ascomycota, Pichiomycetes, Pichiales, Pichiaceae.
AUGCCAGCCGUCCUUGCCCAAACGAUCUCCGAGCUUGUGGAUGUUCAGCUUGCUGGACUUGAACGAAACAACAGACAAUUGCGGGUCUCCAAUGAUCUCGAGCUCGGGGAUCUCCUCGUCAACCGUUUGUCUGAGUCUGCGGGCGGUCAAGAUGAUGUCCUGGCACGCUCUCGUGUACCCGUCGUCGCCCAUGUACACCAUAGUGGCCCAGGCGCCGACCGUCAGUGCUCCGGGACGGGAGCCAGCAAGCGUAGGCGAUCCGUACAGACCUCCCACCCAUUCGGUGGACACGAAGUACUGGUACUUUCUGUACUCGUUGGAGCGGUACAUGAUAAUGGAGGAGCCCUUUGGAGCAAAGCCGUACUUGUGGGUGUCGCAACUGAUGGACGUGACGCCCGGGAGUCUAAAGUCGAACGGCUUUAG